Messenger RNA from Carassius auratus (goldfish), 993 nucleotides. RefSeq names its product antimicrobial peptide NK-lysin-like. Bases 91 to 471 code for a protein of 126 amino acids. The transcript has 4 exons. The record is from RefSeq and is a predicted model, not a curated record. Lineage: Eukaryota; Metazoa; Chordata; Actinopteri; Cypriniformes; Cyprinidae. Gene Ontology annotation, biological process: lipid metabolic process; defense response to bacterium.
GGGGUUUUAGUAAGAGAGUCAUCAAAGACCUUCAGCCAACAAGAGGAGAGUUUUCAGUCUCAUUGUGUUCGGACUCUUUUGCCAAACAAGAUGCUGCGGAGAAUCGUCCUGAUCACCCUGCUGAUAUCCUCAGUUUGUGCCCUUCACUGGGAAAUGCACAAAGAAGCUUCCAUUGGAAAUGGAUUUGAAGAAAGCUCUGGUGAGAUAGAAACAGAACAACUCCCUGGAAAGUGCUGGGCUUGCAAGUGGGUGAUGAAGAAACUGAAAAAACAGCUCUCCAAUGGAGCCACUCCGGACGACAUAAAAAAUAAGCUGGGGACGAUCUGUGAUGAGAUUGGAUUCCUUAAGUCAGUGUGUAGGAAGUUAGUGAACCAGUUCACGGACAUUCUGGUUGAAGAACUUUCAACCACUGAUGAUGCCGGAACCAUCUGUGCUAAUAUUGGUGUUUGCAAGAAACAGGCAUGGAGUUAAUGAGUUUAUAAAAGUUUAAAAAUCAUAUUUGAUAAAUAAAUUAAAAAAAUGCAUAAGGCUUUUUUGUUUUUUUGUUUGUUUCUGAAAGGCUUCCCCCCCUGAGUUACUAUUGUUCUAAACCCAGUUUGUAACCCCGGGUAUGGAACGUUUCACAGUUCUAAUUUAGAAGCAUGGUACACUCAACUAAAAAACAAAAAAUAAAUGUGUUAAAGAAACUUUAAUGUUGUGUGACAUGAUACUUUUACAAAUAAAGGAUGAUUCAAUUAGUGUUUUAUUGGUCUGUUUCUUGGUCCAUUAGAACCACACAUUAAUAUCUUGUGCCUAUUUCAAACUCGUCUCUGAAAUUUCAAUAAAAACAAAUUUACAGUAAGAAUAAAUAGAAUAUAAUUGGUUAUAGUCAAGUAUGAACAAAUAAAAAAACAGCAAACAUGCUACAGCAAACAGUAUUUACAGACAAAUGUUUUAAAGCAUUUGUCCAUUUGCCUGACAAUUAUUUUAGCCUGUCUUUAACCAAUCAUUAUC